AUGGCCGAAUACUGGAAAUCAGCGCCUCGAUACUGGUGCAAGCAAUGCAAGAUAUUCAUCCGCGACACCCCCUUCGAGAAAACCCAACACGAAGCCACCGGCAAACACCAGGGUAACCUGAAGCGAUUCCUACGCGACAUCCACCGCGACAACGAGCAGAAGCAGCGGGACACCCAGAGAGCGAAGAGUGAAGUCGAGCGACUAAAAUCGGCCAUUUCGGGCUCGCCCGCCGACAGUGCCAGCAAUGCCGCGACUCCCUGGAAACGAGCCGCUGCCGCUGCGCCCGCGCCCGUCGAGAAACAGGUGUCCGUAGAGGAGCGGAAACGGCAGAUGGCGCAGCUAGCGGAGAUGGGGGUGGCGAUUCCGCAGGAGUAUCGCGGGGACAUGUCCCUGGCCGGAGAAUGGCAGACGGUGUCGGAGAAGGUUAUCGACGGCCCGUCGAAGCCGUCGCUGGGCGUGCGCAAGCGAAAACACGAGGAGCCGGACGAGGAAGAAGAGGAAGCUAAAAAGGAGGCGGAGAGGUUCGUGAGCAAGCCAUGGGGGUCGAGGACAAGGCAGUACCCUGGGGCUCAGGACGACACGGAUCUGGAUGCGCUGCUUGCUUCUACGAAGGAUAUAAAGAAGAACAAACCAUCGGCUCCGGAUGCGCCUGCCGAGGGGGAUGAUACAGAGGUCUCUAAGACACCGGAGAAAACCGAAGGCGAAGCGGCGAAUCCGGAGACGGAUCAGCCGUCGCAUACGAAGGAGGAACAACCACCGACCGCUUCUGUUCCUGAAGUGAAGACUGAGCCCGAAGAGGCAGCUGGAGGAGUGGUCUUCAAGAAGCGCAAGCCGAAAGUGAUGAAAAAAUAA
Molecule: messenger RNA, 852 nt
Organism: Aspergillus affinis
Lineage: Eukaryota; Fungi; Ascomycota; Eurotiomycetes; Eurotiales; Aspergillaceae
Product: putative formin binding protein
Exons: 2
Coding region: 1-852 (283 amino acids)
Biological process (GO): mRNA splicing, via spliceosome
Cellular component (GO): precatalytic spliceosome
Molecular function (GO): RNA binding; zinc ion binding
Source: RefSeq, a predicted model, not a curated record